UAAUUUAUUUGGGUCAUGAUCACGUCGUCUUCUGAAGUAGCGAUAAGAAGAGAUUCCAAGGCAUAUUUGAGUGUGCAGGUCAUCAUUUCUGCAAGACCGAUCGUUGUUUUCCGGAGACUACAACAGUCAACUCAUCAGACUUACAAUCCGAGAGUUAAUUUCGGAGAAAAUCCCUCCCGUCCAACGUCGGAUAUCAUCAACAUGACAACAAAUCACAUCGGAACAUAUGGUACUACAUCAUCAGCCGUCUUUAGUACUGCGGUUGUUCCUCAAGAAAUACUGCUUCAUGACGAAUAUAAUUAUGAGGAAUGGAAGGUUAGGGUGAAAACGUACUUGCUGUCUCAAGAUCUUUGGCAGGAUGUUCAACAAACCGACGAACCCUUUCCGGGAAGAGGACGGGAGAAUUUCAUGGCUUUACAUGUGAUCCAGAUUUCAUGCGGCCCACAACCAUUUUCUGAGAUUAAGAACAUUAUGAAUGCCAGAGAAGCUUGGAAGACUUUGGCAGAUAGGUAUGGACGGCGGCAUGUAGCUAUCGAGCAAGAUACAUCGGAGGAGAAUUCCAUGAGUCCCGAAUGUCGAAAUGAAGAGUACUUAUGUAGCUAUGAGAAAUUGUACAAUGCUGUGCGAGACGGUAAUCUGGAUGAGACAACUAGAAUUCUUCGUAUGGAGCCUUUACCCCACGAUGCAUUGAAUAGGACAAUCCCAAAUAAAGGCGAAACGGCUCUUCACACUGCUGUUACAAAUGGACAUGAGCAUAUAGUGGAGGCGUUGGUGAUGCAAAUGUCGAAUGAGGGAUUGGCCAUGUAUGAUAGUGACGGUUACACGGCUCUAACCACGGCAGCCGUGCUUGGAAAAUGGCGAAUGGUGAAGUGCAUGCUUCGAAAGUACCCUUACUUGAUCAGCAUUAGACAUUCCGAAGGGAAAAAUCUUCCAGUUGUUAUGGCUAUUGAUUUCGGGCAAAUAGAGAUGGCACGCCAUUUGUAUUAUCUUACUCUAGAUAAAGAUUUAAUUCUACAGGAUAAUGAUCAGGAGUUUCAAGACCGCAAUGGUGCUACGCUUUUUACCCAUGCCAUCUAUACCGAAACUUUGGAUAUUGCUUUGGGAUUAAUCCUAACCUGCCCACGUUUGGCACUGGCUCUUGACGAGUAUGGCGAGUCUCCCAUCUUAGCACUGGCCUCGAUGCGUCAUUCCUUCCCAAGUGGAAAUCAGCUCGGGUUUUGGAAACAAUGCAUCUACUCCUGUAUUACCUCUCUCCUUUACUUCUCUUGCUUUACGUACACUGUAAUUAAUAUUCUUCAAUGUAUGCGCGACGUCCCAGUAUUGGCUCUUCCAACUGGCGACAUUCAUUUAAUGAACGUUUCAAACGGAGAGCAACGCCAAAGCAAUCAAGACGAUCAAAGUAACAGAUCAGUACUGUCAGCAAUGUUUCGCUAUUUAUUUUCAGGAAUCCAGCAGUUGUUGGAAAUGAAAAAGAUCCAUGACCAAUCCGAUGCACUUCUUUCUCAAAUGUGUAAAGUGAUAUCAGAAUCAAGAACUCAACAGCUUAUGGAUGGUCUAGUUUAUACUGCCAUUAGCCGUGCAGCCAAGAAUGGGAUUUUCGAGUUUGUUUCUAAGAUGCUUGAAAUGGAUCAACGAUUUUUAUGGACCACAGAUAGAAAUCAAAGGAACAUAUUUAUGCUUGCCGUCUUGCAUCGUCAAGAAAAAAUCUUUAACAUUCUAUAUGGGCUGGAUAGGAAGAUCAUGAACUACUCAUUGACAUCUAAAGUAGAUGUCAAUGAAAAUAAUAUAUUACAUAUGGCAGGGAUGACAGAAGAUUCCACUUGGGUUAAUAAAAUCCCAGGGGCAGCUUUACAAAUGCAAAGAGAGUUACAAUGGUUCAAGGAGGUAGAGGGAAUUGUCCAUCCCAAGGCUAAGGAAAGUACCAACAAUGAUGGUUUAACUCCCCGACAAUUGUUUACAAAGAACCACAAGAACUUGAUGGAAAAGGGAGAAAAAUGGAUGAAGGGUACAGCAACAUCAUGCACUGUGGUGGGUGCUCUGAUUGCUACCAUUAUGUUCGCCGCAGCUUUUACUGUUCCAGGUGGCAACGAUCAAACUACAGGCUUUCCAAUAUUCUUAAAGCAAAAAUUGUUUAUGCUCUUUAUAAUAUGUGAUGCAUUGUCCCUUUUUUCUUCCUCAACUUCAAUGUUGAUGUUUUUGGGAAUCCUCACAUCAACUUAUGCAGAAGAAGAUUUUCUUGAGUAUUUGCCGAGGCAGAUGAUAAUAGGCCUUUUCACUCUCUUUUGCUCUAUUGCAACCAUGAUGAUAGCCUUUUCUACUGCUCUUAUAAUCAUGUUACAUGACCAAUAUUCUUGGAUUUUGAUUCCUAUCAUUUCUUUGGCUUGUGUCUCAGUCACCCCUUUCAUAUUGAUGCAGUACUCCCUUCUUAAAAAUAUGAUCUUUUCAACCUAUGGACCUGGCAUCUUCGACAGGAAAAAGAAAAGGUAA
Juglans microcarpa x Juglans regia is the source of this 2487-nucleotide messenger RNA. RefSeq lists its product as uncharacterized. Bases 16 to 2487 code for a protein of 823 amino acids. Lineage: Eukaryota; Viridiplantae; Streptophyta; Magnoliopsida; Fagales; Juglandaceae. Gene Ontology annotation, molecular function: protein binding. The record is from RefSeq and is a predicted model, not a curated record. The transcript is spliced from 8 exons.